AUGAGUGAGCUCUCCACCCCUAAGCGGGUCUCCAUCGGGGAGAACCAUGGCACCAAGCCUUUUCGGGACAACCGAACAGGCUCAGGGAUGGCACGGAUAUUAGGGCCUACCUGUGCAGCGCAGCGCAGCACCUCACUGCAGAACGGAAGGCAGGACAGUCAGUGGCUUCCUUCCAUCCCUUCUAUUAGUCUAGACGCCUUGUUCUUGGGAGGGAAAGACAUGCCAUCUGCAUCCCGUCUGCAUCUUCUGUUUUCAUCAACCGCCGGAAUCCCACCUGAGGCACGGAGUACUCAACAUGUCUCUUCCCUCCACUUGGCACCGGACUCUGGACUCUGGACGACUGACGAGCACCACCCUGUCACCUGUGCCUCUCUGAACUCCGCGUCUGGAGUCCCUUGGAAGUCUGGUUACUGGUCACUGAUGUUUUCUCAUGGGGAACUGCUGGGGCCGCUACGGGGAUCCCUGGGCCGCCGAGUCCCCGAUGUCUACUUUGUGUGCUACAGUUUCCGCCCAUCGCGUGCACAACAUUUUCAACUCUUCAAGUAUCCCAGUAACCGCAGUCGCAGCACCGUCUUGCGCCAGCUCCUGCGCCUGGCAAGUCAUUAUCCAUCCCAUCACGCUGCACCGAGCUGCAUAGAUGCAGGGCUUUGCUUCUCCGUCCACGGCGAGCGGAGAGGAAGUUUCCGCCGCUCGAUUCCUCACUCCACUCGUCAAUUUGCUUUUCCUGGUCAAGACGCAUCCUCAUGGAGACUUGCGAUCUCAUCCUGUGCGGCGGUGAAUGCGGUCCAUCCCGUCAAGUCAGUUGUCACUGUGAAUAGGCAGGAAGACCACCGCAGUUUUGUCUGGCCAAGCCGGCUAGGCAUUUCGUCACGUUCGUCGCGAGUCAUAAUGAACGGGGCCGCCCACGAGGUCCAGAGAUGGACAAAGAGGCCACGACUGGAAAUGGCAAUGCAGCAUACGGAUAUCAUGCCUUCUGCCCGUCUCAAACCAAUUCGCAUCGGGACUUUGGUCAACGGGGGUCGUGGCCAGCAUUGGCAACAUGUCCAUCAACUGUUUCGAGCGACUGCCAGGAUGUCCGAUUACUUCCAUAUGAAUGGCUCCAUCUGCUUACCUACGUUAUCCACUAGACGGGCUGAAUUUGUCGGCUCGGGAUCUUUCUCUGGAGACACGCGUGCGCGUGCGGGAUAUGACAUGCUGGCCCACAAUUAUAUACAUACCUACACCAAGAAGCCUCGCCCUCUUCAACAGCGGAGGAUUGUGAAGCAUCGGUUAGCAUCGUCUGAUGAUGUUGCCCGUUAUUCUCAGCCUCAGACUGCUUCAAAAUGGGGUUUGGCCGAGACCAAGACAGAACUGAAUAGGACAGGGGGAGCUUCUUCGGAUCUUUUAAGGCAUGGUCACAACACUUGUCGAGGCCAGGCCGGACUCUUGUUUUACAGCAGCUACACCUCUGAAUCUCUGAAUGAUCAUUGGCAGCAUCAGCUCAAGACACCUUCUUACUCGGUAGCUAGCACCUACCGUCUUCGCGGAAAAGCCGCGACGUCGUCGUCUCAGUGCUCGGCCGUCAAUGGACCCUUGCGCACCUGGUCGUUCCACCAAAUGCAACCAACGCCCGAGUUUUGGGUUUCGAAGCUCUGGCAGCUCGAGCCUUUCCCCUUUGAGGUCCAGCGCCGGCCAGAGGAUGACGAGGCCACCCCCGAUCGCUGUCUUUGCGGCCGACGUACUACAAUGUCCAUGAGGUCUCCAGGUUGGCCUUCUUUUUUCGUCCCGCUUGCGAACCGCAGCCGGUACCAAGUUACGAACGGACUUCCCAUCCGCGUCUGCGUGCUCAAUGCGCCUCACAGACGCUCCAGCAACUGGGCUUUUACGGAUACAACCAGGCUUAUUUCGACGGACAAUUCACAGUCCACCAUCCACCAGGCUAUUCUUUCCCCUUGCCCCAAGGUCCAACCCAACCUUGUCUCCAUUACCUCACAUCAAGGUACCUCUACCGCUAUCCAUACGCCUACCUUCUCAACUUACCUCGAGUCAAAUCAAAGACUCUCGGCAACAAGACAAGUCAGGUUUAAGCUAAAGCCCUCAACGUUCCCAAGAAAAGACGACACAAGUUCUUGUCCCGCAGUUUUCUGCACCAGCACCAGCACCAGCACACUCGAAGCACAGCACCAAAGCUCUCCACCUACCACCUACCUUACCUUAAGCAAGCUUCUGCACCUGAUCCGCCGCCCUUGGCUCAUAUUUCCUUUUCGUCUCCCUCUCCCGACAACCUCCCACAUCGGAUCUAUCCUUCCUGAGGCCAGCCGUCGCGCGCUGCCGUUCGCAGCCAACCAUCUUCUUCCGACCGCUUACGGUUUACCACCGCUCCGUCCGGCGCCGUUGGCCUUUUCACGGCCGAUUUGCCGGACCCGCCCCGACCUUCACUAA
Messenger RNA from Colletotrichum lupini, 2421 nucleotides. RefSeq lists its product as uncharacterized. The transcript has 16 exons. The coding region runs from base 1 to 2421 and encodes 806 amino acids. The record is from RefSeq and is a predicted model, not a curated record. NCBI's taxonomy places the organism in Eukaryota, Fungi, Ascomycota, Sordariomycetes, Glomerellales, Glomerellaceae.